Messenger RNA from Triticum aestivum (bread wheat), 1705 nucleotides. RefSeq lists its product as uncharacterized. The record is from RefSeq and is a predicted model, not a curated record. The transcript has 8 exons. The coding region runs from base 190 to 1485 and encodes 431 amino acids. Lineage: Eukaryota; Viridiplantae; Streptophyta; Magnoliopsida; Poales; Poaceae.
CGCAGAGGGAGCUAACCUGCGCCGGUUUCUGUGGCCGAGCCGUUGGUUUUGACGCUCUUGGGCGGAGCCGAGUUGCUCUUGCGCCCGGCGCCGCCGAUGCCCAUCUCCCGGAGAAGCUGCUCUUCGACAUCGGUGGUGUAGGUCUUCCCCACGCCGAAACCGGCCGGCUUGGGCCGGUUCUUGAGAAAGAUGUCCUCGUCAACCGCCUCCUCCACGUCGUCGUCGUCAUCCGCCUCCUCGUCGUCGUCGUCGAGGGUGGUGGGUACCGGCUCGCGGCUCCGGCGGCCGUAUUUCCUCAGGCGAGGGAAGGCGAAGAGGACGUGCGACGCGCGCAGCCGGGAGGGCGGCGGCCGCGAGAGCGAGAAGGGGCCCGACGCCGACGACGCCGCAGCGGCGCCACACGCGGUCGGCAGCUGCAGCAGUGGCAUUUCACUUUUGUGUUCAGUCUGGGCGGACCAGCCAUGGUGGUUUCCUCUUAUCUCCGCGAGACUUAACCGGCACCGUCCGAUCCUUAUCGCAACCGAAUCGCAGCCUCUGCCUCCGCCUCGCCCCCACGCGCCCGCCACCUCCCCGCCGGCCAUUUUCCGGGCACCUCGCCGCCUCCGCCUCCGCCUGAUUCUUAUUAUGCUUCGCCUUCGCCUCCAUCCUUGCCCCCGCUUCUCUCCGCCGGGAUCCCACCCCGCCUUCCCUCGCCAGUUGGCCGCCUCUCCGCUCCCAGAGCUCUCCUUCCAAUCCACCGUCACCGCGCUCAGAACCCGAAUCCCUCCGCUCCAGGCCGCCGCCAGCCGAGCCGCCUCCGGAGAGGAACGAGGGGGCGUCGACGAGGACGAGGAAGACGCGGACCUGGACAAUGCACUCACCAAGACACGGCGGCUCGUCGAGUGCGCCAUGUUCGCAUCCGUUGCUGGCCUCGCCUACUUCCUCAGCAACUCCCUCGCCAUCGAGAAUUACUUCAGCUGCUUUUUUCCAUUGCCGAUAGUCAUCUCCUCCUUGAGAUGGGGAUUAGAAGCUGGCAGGAAAACAAUGGUGGCUACUGUUUUACUGCUCUUCACAUUGUCUGGCCCUGUCAAAGCAUCGACUUAUCUGCUUAUGCACGGGGUAGUUGGUCUAGCCAUGGGUACUAUGUGGAGGUUGGAGACCGAUUGGAUUGCUUCCAUCAUAAUCUGCUCAAUUUUUGCUUUGCAGAUCCGUGCGGUGGGAGCUUGUGGAUAUGUGUUAGUUUCAUCGUUCCUGAUACGAGAAAACAUUCUUCAAUUGAUAACCGUUAACGUGCAUGCCUCCUUAACGUACAUUCUGGCGGCGGCUGGUAUGAACGCAGUUCCAUCCAUGGAUGCAAUAUAUGUAAUCUUUGGGACACUGCUUCUACUUAAUUGUGGAUUCUUUGUCUUCAUACUGCACAUAAUCUACACAAUCUUCCUGACCAAGCUUGGAAUCAAGCCUUCGCUGAGACCUCCACGAUGGCUGGGCAAAGCAACUUUUAGUUGAUAGGUAGAAUGCCACCAUACUCGUUUGUAGUUGAAAGUUUGUGCCCUGACUGAACUUGCAGCAUUUUAGUUACAACUUACAAAUGCUCCCCCAUUACCCACAGCAUGCCGGCGUGGCAAUUGUGGCCUUUGUAAUAUGAGCAUUAUUGUUCGGCUUCCUGGUGCAUGAUUGUGGUUUUCCUGACAAGAUUUUUGGUGAUUGUGAUUCAUUAUUGGUGGAA